Molecule: messenger RNA, 1620 nt
Organism: Rotaria sordida
Lineage: Eukaryota; Metazoa; Rotifera; Eurotatoria; Philodinida; Philodinidae
Source: the annotation of a GenBank genome assembly
AUGUUGAAAAAUCAAUUCGUAUUAUUUUGGGAAUGUGUCUUCGGUCCAAAACUUUAUCAAACUUAUCCACUUGUACCACCAUCACCUACUCGACAACCUACUCAUCUAUACAUAAAAAAUACAACAGAAACACUUAGUGAUAUUGUUUUUCUUGUUUUAAAAAUAUUACUUGGAAUAUUUCAAACAAUUUGUCCAUUAUGUAUAUUGUAUUUUUAUUAUAAAGGAUCGUUAACAUAUGAAAAUGGUAUAUUACUUCUACGGCUUAGUAGCUGUAUGAUAAUUAUACCAAUUUAUUUUAUGUUAUUACGUGGAAUUAGUCGUUUUAUAAAUCCAACUUAUAAAACAUUUAUUAAUGAAUUUUUUCAAGUAAAAUGUAAUUCAACACAAAAAACCCGUCAAAAACUUUUAGCUAAAUAUGAUUUUUCACUUUCACAUUGGAAACCUGAUUAUAUAAUACAAUCAUCUACUAUUCGUAAAUUACCAAUGAUAUCAACAUCAGAAAAAAAUUUAAUUAAUCAAACAGAAGUAACAUUUAUCGAACGAUUAUUUCAUUAUCCAUCGCUUUUAGUUGGUUAUAUAUGUGUUAAUGUAUUUGGUCGUCGUUUAAUGUUUCCUGGAAGUUUACAAAUUAUUCGUCAUAUGACAAAUCGUGCUUUACUUGAUGGACGAACAAAUUUAAUUGUUUCUCAUCGUGCUAAACGUUAUAUAUUACGUACAUCUGAUGGAAAUCAUAUUGAUACAAUAUUUGUUGAUCGACGUACAAUAGAUAAUAGACAAACAUUAAUUAUUACUUGUGAAGGUAAUGCAGGUUUUUAUGAAAUAGGUUGUAUGAUGACACCUAUUGAAGCUGGUUAUUCAGUACUUGGAUGGAAUAGACCAGGAUUUGGUGAGAGUUCGGGUUACCCAGGUACACUCUCAGAAAUAAACUCCAUCGACGCUGUAAUGCGUUAUGCAAUUGAAGAACUUCAUUUUUCUGUUAAUAAUAUAGUAGUAUUUGCUUGGUCAAUUGGUGGUUAUUCAGCAUGUUGGACAGCUGUACAUUAUCAAGAUAUCCGUGGUCUUAUACUUGAUGCUGUAUUUGAUGAUGUUUUACCCUUAGCACAACGACAAAUGCCAUCAUUUGUAUCAAAAUUUGUUGAAAAAACUAUACGUUAUUAUCUUGAUUUAAAUAAUAUUCAAUUACUUAAAUUAUAUAAUGGACCAUUUUAUCUUAUACGUCGUACAUACGAUGAAAUAAUGAAUUUUAUACCUGGUAACUUAGCAACUAAUCGUGCAAAUGAAAUUUUAUUUUCUAUUUUACCAUAUCGUUAUCCAUUUAUCUAUCAUAAUGAUGAAACAUUUACACUUUUAAAGCAAUAUGUUUGUUCAAAAAAAGUGCACAAACAAAGAUUGUUUCAUAAAUAUUGUUCAGAUAUAGAUGAUAUACAAAUACAAAUUGAACGAUAUCAACUAGAAAAUCCAAUUGGAUCGUAUCCUUGCAAAUUUGGUAAAAAUUUAUCAUUCAAUGAACGACAACGUUUUGCUAUUUAUUUAGUUGAUCAAUAUUUGAUUGAUUUCGAUUCACAACAUUGUACAUCAUUACCACAAAGCUAUUUUUAUUUACCUAAUCGAUGUGUUUGA